This is a messenger RNA of Geodia barretti, 1626 nucleotides long. NCBI's taxonomy places the organism in Eukaryota, Metazoa, Porifera, Demospongiae, Tetractinellida, Geodiidae. The record is from the annotation of a GenBank genome assembly.
UUGUGCGAGGGAGAGCAAGAAAGCCAGGAUGAUUCCCCUGUCGGCUGGCGGUGUGUUCAGGCAAUACGGAGACGGCAGAUUCUACAAGACACCAGCACUAAAGGCGACACUAGUCGGAGUGAGCGCCUGUUCCAUCCUCUACCGCGUGCUAGCUGUCAGAACAAACUCUCCCAGGUUGUUGCUAUGGUCAGUGAGAUUGUGGGCGUGUCCGAACGCUGGUGUUUGGCUAGUGGCUGUGCUAAUCCUCAUUUUCUGCCGGCCCCUGGAGAGACAGGUCGGAGCCGGCAAGUUUACUCGUCACUUGUUCUCGUCAGUAGUCGGUGGACUGGUUUUAGCUGCUUCAAUAUAUGCUGGGUCUGUUUACAAUGACAACUUUCUACCUAUCCCUCCUGGAGCCAUUUUUCACGUGAUGACAGGGAGUUUGGCGUGGCUGUACUACUGUACAGUGUUCCCCCUCCACACCCUCACACCUCUCCCGUUUCUCACAGUCACCAGUAACACCAUCCUCUACCUCCUGACAGGAAUUGUUAGUCCCCCUCCUCUCUCUUUUUUCUCCUUACGUUGUCUUAGUAUGUGUUUAGCCUUCAUCUCCCCACUUCUUCUUACACUGUAUAUAACCACCCUUUGGUGUGAGAGGGUUGCAGUACUUUGUCUAUAUGUCUGUCUGUUUGUUGUCUGUUCUUCUCUUUCUUUCCUCCGCUUCUCUUCUUCUUGUUUCCCUAACCUUUCACUUGUCCAUUUCACUUGUCCGUUUUCAGUUCAGCUGUUCUUCACCUGAAGCAGGACUACUAACUUUCUGCGGACUGGUGGGAGCGACUAUUCAACAGGGCCUGGGCUCGCUGCCCCUCCCCUCCCUCCCACCUCGUCUCGUGACGUGGAUCUCACAUCUACUGGACACCGAGGGAGCUCCGCCUGCCACACUAUCUGGUGCCACACUGGCAGUACAGAGGGAGCAACGGAUGGACCAGUUGGAGCAAAUGAUGGCCUCGUUUCAACACAACAGAUUGAGGGUCGUCCUACAGCGAAACACCCAGCAGAGGCCGUCUCCCUCCCCUGAGCAGGUGGCUCAGCUGGUGGUGAUGGGAUUUCCUCAGAAUGAGGUUAGACAAGCUCUCGUCGCCACGGGCAACGACACAGCGGCAGCUGUUCAGCUACUAACGAGCAGGAACUUACCCCCACACUCAUGACCUUCUGUUCAGCUAGAAACAUUUUUGUCUCUUGUGUGUCUAUUAGCUACAUGUUAUAGUUUGUAUAUAUUCAUCCAAAACCAGAGGAAGUGUGUACAUCUCUGAGCUCAUGAAAAACUCUUGACUUGUACACACUCUAGCCUUCAUUUUUCUAAGAUGUUGUGUACACACCUUGACACAAAUAUCAUACAAGUGACAACUUAAUAUGUCACAUUGCCCCAUCAUGCCAUGCUGCGUUGCCGCAUCGCGAGGAUAGAAUCCAUUCGGGGGGACACGGCACGGAACGCCGCGAUGGGGCAAUGUGACACUUAUUGUGAAUCUAGCCUAAGUGUGGUUUGUAAAGGUCACAAGGUCACUUGGUACCUGGGUGAACUGCUGAGGAAGGUGACAGGUACCAUUCCCCACUUCCCACCUUCUCCCUCCACCUCCCACCACUCCU